UUCAAUUCAAAGCGUUGCUUGUAAAUGUAAAUUGUAAUUUUAAUGACAACAUAUAUAUGUUUUAUGGAAAUAAAAUUGUGAAUUUUGUAUUUACAUAUUUAAAAGAAUAUCAAUAUGGUAAAGCUUACUACGGAACUCAUCCAAAACUCCAUGCAGUAUAUUAACCCCUGUAGAGAUCGCGAACUAGAUCUCAGAGGUUACAAAAUUCCUCAAAUUGAAAAUUUGGGUGCAACUUUAGAUCAGUUUGAUACAAUAGAUUUUUCUGAUAAUGAUGUCAGAAAGUUGGAUGGUUUUCCCUUAUUAAAACGACUUAAAUGUUUGCUUCUCAACAACAACAGGAUAGUGCGCUUAAGUGAAAAUUUGGAACAAUAUUUACCUAAUCUGGAGUCACUCAUAUUGACGAAUAAUAACAUUUCUGAGUUAGGUGAUUUGGAUCCAUUGGCUACGCUUACAAAAUUACGAACACUUUCACUUAUGCAUAAUCCUGUAGCAAAUAAACAACACUACAGAGCAUAUGUAGCUUUCAAAUUACCUGAACUAAGAUUAUUAGAUUUUAAAAAAAUAAAGCAAAAAGAAAGAGAUGAAGCUAACAUUCUAUUUAAGAGCAAAAAAGGAAAGGAAAUACAGAAGGAAAUCACAAGAAAAGCCAAAACUUUUGUGCCUGGUGGAAACAUGCCAGAUCCUAAAGUUACAAAUCUUACACCUCAAGAAAUUCAUAAAAUAAGAGAAGCAAUUAAGAAUGCUUCAUCUCUACAUGAAGUUGAGCGGCUAACAAGAAUGUUACAAUCUGGACAAAUACCUGGACAGAAACCAUUACAGCCUCAGUCCAACCCAACAAAUGGACAGCAAGAUGAAGAUGAAGAAAUGGAGACGGAUCAAACAAACGGCCAAUAGAGCAAAAGGUUUGUUUUACAACCAGGUGUUACAGCUAUAAGAACAGAUACACAUCCUAAAAUUAUGUUAUUUUAUUAUUAAGCUGAUAAGAACAGGUGUUUCAUUACAAUUAGCAUAUUUGGCUUCAAAGGCAGAUACUACAUAACUACCAAAUAAGUAUGAGUGGUUCUUGCUCCUACUCCUUAUUAAAAUGACCCCUAAAAAUAAUAAUAAUGAAACAGGAAACUAUAUUGGGUCAUUUAUAAACUUACUUUUGAGCAAAAUAUCUUUUUUUUCUUAACAAAUAAAACUAAAUAUGAAUCAUAA
Nymphalis io (European peacock) is the source of this 1200-nucleotide messenger RNA. RefSeq names its product U2 small nuclear ribonucleoprotein A' (gene U2A). The record is from RefSeq and is a predicted model, not a curated record. The transcript has 6 exons. The coding region runs from base 115 to 894 and encodes 259 amino acids. Gene Ontology annotation, cellular component: U2 snRNP. Gene Ontology annotation, molecular function: protein binding; U2 snRNA binding. NCBI's taxonomy places the organism in Eukaryota, Metazoa, Arthropoda, Insecta, Lepidoptera, Nymphalidae. Gene Ontology annotation, biological process: mRNA splicing, via spliceosome.